Molecule: messenger RNA, 417 nt
Organism: Ostertagia ostertagi
Lineage: Eukaryota; Metazoa; Nematoda; Chromadorea; Rhabditida; Trichostrongylidae
Source: the annotation of a GenBank genome assembly
AUGGAUGUUCUUUAUCCGCCAGCUCUCAACAUCUACCUCAACCUGCUCACAUUACUUCAGGCUCUGUUUCCUGACUUCGGCCGGCAUAUUUACGUCAUCAACAGCCCUUUGAUGAUCAAAACCGUUUACGCAAUGAUACAGCCGGUGUUGUCAAAGCAAACGAAAGAGAAGGUAAGGAUAAAUGGUGAAAAAGGCAAAACAUUCCGAUGGUUUUGGCGAGUCAGUGGAGGAGACGUUGACUUUGGAAUCACUAGGAACGGCGAAAUGGUCUAUCCCACGUUUCGUAUCACCACCGAAUUCCAUCCUGAAUUCGGUACAGUUGAAUGUAGAGAAGAUGGCGAGUACACAUUCACAUUCGACAAUUCUCAUGGCAAAAUCUGGAGUAAGGAGGUCUCCUACAAAAUUACGUUGAACUAA